AUGUCAAAGAACACUGAUACAGAAGCUUCAUCACCUGUUUCCACACCUCAAGCCGAUUCUAUGGCUUCUUCCAAGGAAUCAACACCACUUCGCACCUUCAAGGAGCCUUCACUCUACGAGACCCGUGUUAGAAGAUACAGAUAUCUGCUUGGACAGACCGAACUAUUUGCGCACUUUUUGAAAUUAAAAGAUAUAAAAGACGAAGCUAUGCAAGCUGUAUUGGCAGAAAAGGAAGCAGAAGCAUCAAAAGACAACAAAGAAGGAUCAAAGCGUAGAAGAAAGACCGAAAAAGAGGAAGACGAAGAGAUCUUGAAGGAUGAACAGACAGAAAACGAGGAUCAACUCACUGUGUUCACUCAAUCGCCUGCUUACGUCACAGGAGGCACUUUAAGAGAAUAUCAGAUACAGGGUUUGAAUUGGAUGAUUUCCUUGUUUGAAAAUGGUAUCAAUGGUAUUUUGGCAGAUGAAAUGGGUCUUGGUAAAACAUUACAAACAAUUUCAUUCUUGGGUUAUCUGAAGCAUGUUCGUGGUAUUCCUGGUCCUCAUUUAGUGGUUGUGCCCAAAUCCACAUUGCAUAACUGGCUGAACGAAUUUAACAAGUGGAUACCCGAUUUCAAUGCAUUUGUUUUCCAUGGUGAUAAGGAAACGAGACAAAAUUUGAUCAAAGAACGUGUCAUUCCCGAAGAUUUUGAAGUGUGCAUUACCUCGUAUGAGAUCUGUUUGUUGGAGAAAGCACAAUUUAAGAAGAUUAAAUGGCAAUAUAUCAUCAUUGACGAAGCUCACCGUAUCAAGAACGAAAACUCAAUGCUCUCCCAACUUGUCCGUAUCUUGGAAUCCAAAAACCGUUUGCUAAUCACUGGCACACCACUUCAAAACAACCUGCACGAACUCUGGGCACUUCUCAACUUUUUACUUCCUGACGUGUUCAGCUCUUCUGAAGUGUUUGAUGAAUGGUUUGAAAAGCAAGGAGGCGAUCAAAAGAAGGUAGUGGAGCAGCUUCACAAAGUGCUUCGACCCUUUUUGCUUCGUCGUAUCAAAUCCGAUGUAGAAAAGUCGCUCCUUCCUAAAAAGGAACUUAAUGUCUACGUUCGUAUGUCUCCAAUGCAACGCCAAUGGUACCAAAAGAUCUUGGAAAAGGAUAUUGAUGCUAUCAAUGGUGUGGGCAUCAACAAGAAAGAAGGCAAGACGCGUUUGUUGAACAUUGUGAUGCAGUUAAGAAAAUGUUGUAAUCAUCCUUAUCUCUUUGACGGUGCUGAACCUGGACCGCCUUUUACGACAGAUCAACACUUGGUAGACAACUCUGGAAAGAUGAUCGUCUUGGACAAACUACUUAAAAAGUGCAAAGCACAAGGAUCCCGUGUGCUUUUGUUUAGUCAGAUGAGUCGUGUGCUCGAUAUUCUCGAGGACUAUUGUUGGUGGAGAAAUUAUGAGUACUGCCGUAUUGAUGGUCAGACGAACCAAGAAGAACGUAUUGAUGCUAUUGAUGAAUACAAUCGUCCGGGUAGCAGUAAGUUCAUUUUCUUGCUUACUACACGUGCUGGUGGUCUUGGCAUCAACUUGACAACUGCUGAUGUUGUCAUUUUGUAUGAUAGUGACUGGAAUCCUCAGGUUGACUUACAGGCCAUGGACCGUGCUCAUCGUAUUGGACAGACAAAACAAGUAUAUGUGUUUAGAUUUGUUACAGAAAAUGCUAUUGAGGAAAAGGUUCUCGAACGUGCUGCUCAAAAGCUUCGAUUAGAUCAGCUUGUCAUCCAACAAGGACGUAUGCCUGCAGGCGGAAAAUCCAAGACAGCUAGCAAAGAUGAAUUGUUGACUAUGAUCCAACACGGUGCUGAAAACAUCUUUAAGGACUCUUCUGAUAAUACUUCGGAAUUUGAUGAUGAUAUUGAUGAAAUCUUGCGUCAUGGCGAGGAAAAAACGGCUGAACUGAACAGCAAGUAUUCCAACUUGCAAAUAGAUGACCUCAAAAACUUCACAUCCGAGAGCGCCUACAAAUGGGAUGGAGAGGACUGGAGCCACAAGCGAAAAGCAGAUAGCGUUGGUCUCUCCUGGUUAGGUCCUGCUAAACGUGAGAGAAAGGCCAACUAUGCCGUCGACGAUUAUUAUAAAGAAGCUCUUCGUACGAGCACAAGAACACCUUCGAACAAGGCGCCCCGUCCCAAGAAAUACAAUACCGAAGACUUCCAGUUCUUCCCUGCCAGACUCAUCGAGUUAAAUGAGCGUGACACCUACUAUUUGAGAAAGAGUCUUGGCUAUAAGGUCCCUCCUGUAGCUCCCGAAGAAGGAGCCUCGGAAGAGGAAAUCCAACAGCUCGAGAAGGAAAGAGAAGAGGAACAGAAAAAGAUUGACAAUGCCGAGCCAUUGACUGAACAGGAAGAAGAGGAGCGUAAGACGUUGUACGCCAAGGGAUUUUCAAAUUGGAGCAAGAAAGACUUUGCCACGUUUAUCAAUGCAUGUGCUAAAUAUGGUCGAAACAAUUUUGACGCCAUCACUUCUGAUUUGGAAAAUAAGACAUUAGAUGAAGUCAAGAAAUAUGCCAAGGUCUUUUGGCAACGCUACAAGGAAAUAACUGACUAUGAGAGACAUAUCGCCAAGAUCGAAAAGGGAGAAAGCGAACUAGAAAAGCAGGCAGAUAUUCAAGGACAAUUAACACAAAAGGUCAAGAAGCACCGUGUGCCACUCCAACAGCUCAAGAUCCACUACACUCAGCCAACAAAGGGCAAAAACUAUACAGAGGAAGAGGAUCGAUUCUUGAUUGUGAUGCUUGAAAAGUAUGGAUAUGGCACGGAGAACGUGUAUGAUCAUAUUCGACGUGAGAUCAAACAGUCACCGCUCUUCCGAUUCGACUGGUUCUUGAAGAGUAGAACAUCACAAGAGAUUGCCAGACGAUGCAAUACGUUGAUCAGUUUGAUUCAAAAGGAAAAUAGUGAAGCACAAGAAGAGGAAAAGAAGACUCAAACAAAGGGACGAGGUGCAAGUAGCAGCAGCAGUAGUGGCAAUAGAAGAAAGGCAGCCACCAGCAGCAACAGCAAUAACAACAGUAGUAGUAAAACAAAACGCCGAUAG
Molecule: messenger RNA, 3066 nt
Organism: Rhizopus microsporus ATCC 52813
Lineage: Eukaryota; Fungi; Mucoromycota; Mucoromycetes; Mucorales; Rhizopodaceae
Exons: 10
Coding region: 1-3066 (1021 amino acids)
Biological process (GO): nucleosome organization; regulation of transcription by RNA polymerase II
Cellular component (GO): chromatin; nucleus
Molecular function (GO): histone binding; DNA binding; ATP hydrolysis activity
Source: RefSeq, a predicted model, not a curated record